This is a messenger RNA of Medioppia subpectinata, 1746 nucleotides long. The record is from the annotation of a GenBank genome assembly. NCBI's taxonomy places the organism in Eukaryota, Metazoa, Arthropoda, Arachnida, Sarcoptiformes, Oppiidae.
CAAUGUAUUGCAAGCAACGAAUGGGAAAGCAGUACCGCAUCGGCCGAAGUGAGCCUCGUAUGGGACGGCCCGCACUUCACCCACACCUUCACACCCCUGGAACCGCUCAGUCCGGGUCAGUCCCUAUCGCUCAAGUGCUCGGCUACUGGUCUACCCCUACCGCAGAUCGUGUGGACAGUUGACGGGCAGCCGGUGUCCGACAACUGGCGCCUCCGUAUAGGGGACUACGUGUCCAGCGAUGGUAUAGUCAACUCAUACGUCAACAUCUCUAACGUCCGGGUAGAGGACGGCGGACUGUAUAAGUGUUUGGCGCUGAACGGCAUGAACACAGCCGUACACCACAAUCGUGUGGUAGUGUUGGGCCCGGUAUUCGUGCGGCCCUUUGCCCACAACAUUACCGCCGUUGCUGGUCAUGCGGUACGGGUCGACUGCCCGGCCAACGGCCACCCAAUACAGUCCAUACAGUGGUUCAUCGGCUCCGGUAGUAACCAAUGGACAAAACUACCCCAGAAUCACCGGCAAAGAGCCCUAACCAACGGCACACUCAUCAUCGAGUCGAUAGAGAGCCGUACGGACGAGCGCUGGUAUAGGUGUGUAGUGAACGGGUCGUCAGGCGGUUCAGGGAGUGUGGGGUUGACAGCUCACGGCAAUGUCUACAUAGAGGUAUUGGUGGCCCCCGUAAUCAACCCCUUUCACGCCUCCCCUAACCUCCGGGAAGGUAUGCGACAGAUGUUGACGUGUGCUGUGGUCGACGGCGACGCCCCCCUCAGCAUCCAGUUUCUCAAGGAUGAUGUGCCCGUCCGCCCGACCCCUCCCGGUGCCGACCAUACAGGGGGUAGACAUGAAGUGAAGGUAACGGCAAACGAUGUGUUUUCAAAAUCCCUGUUCAUAUCCAACGUGACGGCCGAUGACUCCGGUAACUACACGUGCGUCGCGUCCAAUAGAGUGGCCAACACGUCAUACUCCACGUAUUUAAAUGUUCAAGUGCCGCCUAAAUGGGUGAUUAGUCCGAUGGAUACGGAGGCCAUUGUCGGCCAGAAAGUGGUCAUGAAUUGUGUGGCCAGCGGUCAGAGUAGGGUCUGGUGGGAGCGAUCGGAACUGGCCGACGGACAUUUGCGCACGGUCAUUUCAAAUUCGCAUAUGCACACCAUGGAAAAUGGCAGUUUGACUAUCAAUGAUGUUACCCCGGAUGACGAGGGUGUCUACUUGUGUCAGGCUAAUAAUGGUGUGGGUAGUGGUCUGAGUAAAUUGGUCCAGCUCAAAGUGCACGUUGGGGCCCAUUUUAAGAGCAAAUUUGGUUCGCAAACCGUCACUAAAGGACAGGACGUGUGGAUUGAGUGCCUAUCAUAUGGCGAGCGGCCGAUAGCCGUCGCCCUAACCAGAGAUGGCCAGCCGUUUGACGCCGGCGUCGAAAACCGGUAUCAAGUGAUCCGUAACGAGACGUCGGGUGUGGCCGACGUGUGGCUGAGGAUACAUAUACUCGACACUACCCGUCGGGACAGCGCUCUCUACACCUGUAUAGCUAGUAAUAAAUAUGGCCGUGAUGAGUUUAAUCAUCAACUAAUUGUGCAAGAGGCGCCGGAUAUACCGGAAAACGUGAUGGUAAACGAGAUCACUAGCCGUACGGCCCUAUUGUCAUGGCUGGAGCCGUACGCCGGCAACGCUAUUAUCAUUAAAUAUCGGCUGGAAAUGAAACAAUCGCUGAACGGUUGGCAAUCCUCCCCUCAAUCCUCCCCUCCCGGCGAU